Molecule: messenger RNA, 927 nt
Organism: Plasmodium coatneyi
Lineage: Eukaryota; Apicomplexa; Aconoidasida; Haemosporida; Plasmodiidae
Product: 50s ribosomal protein l2
Exons: 1
Coding region: 1-927 (308 amino acids)
Biological process (GO): cytoplasmic translation
Cellular component (GO): large ribosomal subunit; ribosome
Molecular function (GO): structural constituent of ribosome; RNA binding; transferase activity
Source: RefSeq, a predicted model, not a curated record
AUGAAAAGAAACAUACCCGAGUACAUAGACUUUGAAACGUUUUUUCCUAAAAAGGAAAUCAAGCCAGAUGUUUUGACCGCGUUCACGAUGGCAAAGCAACAGAGACUAGAAAAACUUCUGGAAAAUAAUCCCCUAGUAUUGUACAAAGGGAGAGUACUAAAAAAAUUAUCAUGUCCUAGGAUAAAAAAUUCAGGGAGAAAUAAUGUGGGGAAAAUCACAACACGACAUAGAGGAGGGGGACAUGUACAAAGGUUAAGAUUUAUUGACUUUAAAAGGUCCAGGAAGGAUAUCUAUAGUACUGUAUUAAGAAUAGAAUACGACCCAUCUAGAAGUGCACACAUAGCGUUAGUUCAGUAUGAGGACGGGGUACUGUCCUACAUUUUGGCCCCCCUUUUGUUAAGGCCUGGAGAUAAAAUUAUUGCAAGUAAAUAUGCAAAUAUCAACCCUGGGAAUUCUCUACCGCUGAAGAAUAUCCCUGUGGGAACUAUCAUUCACAAUUUGGAAAUGAGACCAGGGGCAGGUGGCCAAUUAAUACGAGCAGCUGGUACUUAUGCCACUGUACUCAGUAAGGAUAGCCAAUACGCAACGAUAAAAUUGAAGUCAACAGAAAUUCGAAAAUUCCCACUCGAAUGUUGGGCGACUAUUGGACAGGUCUCCAACUUGGAAAGACAUAUGCGCAUUUUAGGCAAAGCGGGUGUCAACAGGUGGCUUGGAAAAAGGCCUGUUGUCAGGGGAGUUGCCAUGAACCCUUCCAAACAUCCGCAUGGAGGAGGAACAAGUAAGAAACACACCAAAAGACCAAAGUGCUCUCUCUGGGGGAAAUGCAGAGAUGGGUUUAAGACACGAAGUAAGAAGAAGCCACUCGGGUUAAUCAUCAGGAGGAACAUUUGUGGACGCUUGCAGAAGAAGUACGGUGUUACGGUGUGA